ACUUGCCAUUGGCCAUCAUAGCGAAAAUUCAGAAAAAUCAAAGAUGGUCAGAAUUUGUGGCCCCAAACUAGCAAAUUGUUGCUUUUUAAUAAGCAUAUGGGGUGUUAUAAUGUUGCUGCUGUUAGGAGUAUUUUUCAGCACAAGAAGUGUAGCACUCAUAGAAGAUAUUCCCGGUAAAAUGACAGAAUCAGAAGGUUAUAAGUCAUCGGCAAAAAAUUGUUACAUAGCUGCUGGAAUUUAUGCUGUUACAAUGGUUGUUGCAGCACAUCAGAAAUGGGUGAAUAGUCGGACAGGGGAUACACAAAAGCUGGUUGUGACCUAAAGUAAAGAUUUUCACGGAAGUUAAUGUCAAGAGAACUUUAGAUUUAAUGGCACUAGUAAUAGCUUUGUCUGAUUUGGGAGCUAUAAAUCCAAAGAUUAUUGUAUAAUCAAUUAUAAUAUAGCUAAAUAUAUAAGUAAGUAAUUAUUUAAUUUCUUUGUACAACUAUCAAUAGCAUGGGUAGAAGAAAAGUCACUAGAACUACGGACAACAUCUCUUACUAUUCCUUGUAAAGAUGAUUUUGGAGAUGCUGAUAUUUACCGAUAACCAUUAUGCAGAGCCAGCCUAAUUUGUAGUUAAAAUUUCUUUAUAGACUAACUUUGACUUUUUUUAGUAAAUUGUCUUAAUUUUUUUUUAAGGGUGAUAUGGGUUUUAAUUUUAAUUUGGGUUUUUGCUUUUUUGUUUUGCAGUUAUGUUCAAGCGUAGCUGUGAUGCAUGUGUUCUAAUAUUGCUUUUGAUUAACCCUUAAGAAUAACUGAUUUUUUUUUUUGAGAUGCAAUAUAUACAAGGUCAGAAGCAGUGAUGGAUAUGAUAUAUAGUGUGUUCAUAUUGUGAAGCAAAUAGGGUCAGUACUAAGGGUAGUUUUUACUUUUGAUAAACACAACAAGGUCGAAGGCAAGAGAUACCUUUCAAAGUACAACUAGAUUACAGUGCUGUACUGCAUCAUCUGCGGAGAAACCCUGGUCCAAAACCCUGUCAUAACAGACCAUCAUAUAUGGACCACCCUUUCCAACAAAAAGCAUUCUUUAUACCAAACAGUCUAAAACGUUUGUAAAUUUUUUUAAGCAUACAAGUGGUAAGAUUUUGACCAAAGUUCAAUUCAUUCCCAUAAGGCAAUACAAGCUAGUCAGCCUUAAUUCUGAUGAACUUGUUUCUCAAGAAAGAAGUUUGUGAUUGUUAAUUUUGGUUUGCAUCUCUUUUAAACAUUGGGCAAGUUUGUAAUAAUACAGAGUUGCUUGUGAAUGUAGGUUUAAUGAUACAAGUUAUGUGAUUGCUCAUCACCACUCUUCAAAUGCACUCAUUUUGAAGAGUUGUUGUUUGAGCAUAAUGAAGAAGUUAAUUUACGUCAUGUAAUACAUGUACAUGAAGUUUAGUACGGUGAAUAGAAGUAGAUUUUGACCAAAAUAUGUAGUAAUAAGUAAAUUAAUUUCAUAAUAAUUUAUUUGCACUAGUGUGCAAGUGGAAAUUGAAAAUAUUGGGAGCUUAGGGUGAACAGUUUGUAACCAAAUCAAUAAUGCCCCAAACAAUUCUUUUAUACAUAUGCAUGUCUUUAUUCUCUAUACAAAAAAAAGUUUCAAAUGUUGUUAAUAAAAUCUUGAAUGAAAGAUGA
This is a messenger RNA of Stylophora pistillata, 1649 nucleotides long. RefSeq names its product ribonuclease kappa-B. The record is from RefSeq and is a predicted model, not a curated record. Gene Ontology annotation, molecular function: RNA endonuclease activity. Lineage: Eukaryota; Metazoa; Cnidaria; Anthozoa; Scleractinia; Pocilloporidae. Gene Ontology annotation, biological process: nucleic acid metabolic process.